GCUCGGCCUCUGCAAGUUCGGCAGUGCGCACACUUGACGUCACCCUGCCAGCAUUGCAAUGGCAGCAAUGCACCCGGCCAGCUAUGUAUAACAUUAAUGUAGCUAGCUGAUGCAGCUGCUCUAGCUUGUUCUUUCAGGGCGUUGCUUCAGAGUGGUGUCGAUCAGAGCUGCUUAGUUAUCGACCAGGCCAGGCAAAAUGCUUCGCCUUCCUCUCCUGCGCGGUGCUGCCCGCCAGCUUCAUGUCCAGCAGCUGCGGUUGGCUUCAACCGCGGCAGCUACUCAGUUUGGCAGGCCGGAUCCAAGCGAGCGUGCAUCCAAUGCUGCGGCGGGAGCUGCUGAUCAGGGAGGAUCCUGGGGCACAAGGUUUGCCACCAUUGGAGCAUUGGCUGCCGGGGCUGCCGCAAUCUCAUCCACUGUGCAACUCACAAGCACCGCAGCCUGUGAGAAACCGGUUGGUGAGGAUGCAGCAGAGAAAGUUGCCCUCAAUGGCAAGGACUUUCAAUCUUUCAAGCUGAAGGAGCGGCGGCAGAUCAGUCCUGACACCAAGCUGUACAGGUUCGAGCUCCCCGAAGACACGAAAAUUGGGCUAUCCAUCGCUUCAUGCCUGAUAUCAAGGGCUCAGCUCAAGGGAGAAGAUGGGAAGGAGAAGACCGUCAUUCGACCGUACACACCAGUGUCAGAUCCGGACGUCAAGGGCUACUUCGACCUGGUCGUCAAGGUGUAUCCCACGGGCAACAUGAGCCGCCACAUCGACAGUCUGAAGCCCGGGGACUCUCUCGAAAUCAAGGGGCCUAUCCCUAAGCUCCCCAUCAAGGAGAACAUGAAGAAGUCGAUUGGCUUGGUAGCUGGCGGCACGGGGAUCACGCCCAUGCUUCAGGUCAUCCAGCAGAUCCUCAAGAACCCGAAUGACAAAACGCAGAUCUCCUUGAUAUACGCCAACAACACAGAGGAGGACAUCCUGCUAAAAGACCAACUGGACCAAUAUGCGAAGGAGCACCCCAACUUUAAGGUCUUUUACGUGGUGGGAAAGCCGAAGCACAAGGCCUCGUGGGAGGGCGGCGUCGGCUUCGUCUCGAAAGAGCAGGUUCAGAAGUACUUGCCGGGACCGUCGGACGACAGUCUAAUCAUGGUGUGCGGGCCCCCCGGAUUUAUGAAGCACAUUUCGGGCGACAAGAAGAGCCCAAAAGAUCAAGGGGAGGUUGAGGGACUGCUCCAGGAUCUCGGUUUUAAGAAAGAACAAGUCUUCAAGUUUUAGGAAAGGGUGUUUUAACAUAAGAAUCAAAGCGGACCUGGCAAGCCCAAAUUGUAUCACUUAAGCACGCGUUGAGGAUUAAUUGAUCUGGAUGGGUGAUGUAACUAGCUUCUUAAAAAAGACUCAGAACGUCAAAUUGAUAGAUGUUCCUCAUUCUUUAUUGACUACAUUCUGACGAAACCAACUUACUUAAGUUCGUUGGAAGGGGCCACACGGCAAUUGAC
Molecule: messenger RNA, 1476 nt
Organism: Klebsormidium nitens
Lineage: Eukaryota; Viridiplantae; Streptophyta; Klebsormidiophyceae; Klebsormidiales; Klebsormidiaceae
Source: the annotation of a GenBank genome assembly